ACGCAGCCUUUCAACAACAUUUAUAGAGUGUUAAUAAUUUCAGAAAAUGAGGUGUUUCUUUCUUUCCUCUGCUAACAGAAGUUUUAUUAUUUUUAUAAUUAAUUGAUUGCAGCUGUUGAAGGAGAUAAACUUGACAUCGAUGCCGAAGGUCAGAAGUCGCAACGUUCCUCCUGGAAUGAAGUGAUCAGAUUUAUGUCUAAACAUGCUGAUGUUCUUCCUGAUUGGCUUGCUUGUGCAUCUCAUCUUCUUUGCCUCCAUUUUUGACAUUUAUUUCACUUCUCCCCUGGUGCAUGGAAUGACUCCUCAUCGAACAUCACUACCACCACCAGCUAAACGUCUUGUUCUUUUUGUUGCUGAUGGAUUGCGUGCAGACGCCUUUUUUGAGCUGGAUCAGAAUGGACAGACACGUUCACCAUUCCUCCGGAAUGUGGUGGUGCACCAUGGAAGCUGGGGUGUGUCUCACACACGGGUUCCAACUGAAUCCAGACCUGGUCAUGUGGCCUUGAUUGCAGGGUUUUAUGAAGAUGUCAGUGCUGUAGCUAAAGGUUGGAAAGAAAACCCAGUGGAAUUUGAUUCUGUUUUUAAUGAGAGCAAAUACACCUGGUGCUGGGGAAGUCCUGACAUUUUACCAAUGUUUGCGAAAGGUGCCAGCGGUGAUCACAUCUAUACGCACAUGUACCCAGCUGAGAAGGAGGACUUUGCUGCUCAGGAUCCUUCAAAGCUGGACACCUGGGUUUUCAAUGAAGUCAAGGAGUUUUUUGAAUUUGCCAAAAAGAAUGAACUGCUGUCAAAGAAAAUGAGACAAAAUCAAGUUGUUUAUUUCCUGCAUUUACUUGGGCUGGACACCAAUGGGCAUGCUCACAGGCCAAUGUCAAGUGAGUACAAGGAAAAUAUCCGAAUAGUCGAUAAAGGUAUUGAAGAAGUUGUGUCUGUCAUUGAAGACUUCUACAGAAAUGAUAAGAAGACUGCCUUCAUCUAUACUUCUGAUCAUGGGAUGACAGAGUGGGGUUCGCAUGGUGCAGGCCACCCCUCGGAAACCCUCACACCCUUGGUUGCAUGGGGAGCUGGAAUAAGUGGGCCGUUGGUUGAGUCAAAUCAACAAUUUCAAGAUGCUUUUCUCCAAGAAUGGAAACUAAAUGACUGGAGGCGAUUAGAUGUAAACCAGGCUGAUAUAGCACCACUGAUGGCUGCUUUAAUUGGAGUUCCCUUCCCUCUAAAUUCUGUGGGCAUUUUACCUUUGGAAUACUUAAACAACAGCAACCAGUUUAAAGCUGAAUGCAUACUAACAAAUACUAUGCAAAUAUUGGAACAGUUUACGGUGAAGAUGAUUCACAAAAAAGAGACCACACUGUCCUUUUUGUUUAGUCCAUUUAAACCUCUUUCCCUUUCCAAAGGGCAGGACAUGCUACGCAAAGCCCGGCUAUAUAUUCAACAGCGCCAGUACAAUGAAGCAAUUAAUCUUUGCAAGUCAUUAAUAAACCUUGCCCUGGAAGGACUCUCUUACUAUCAUACCUAUGACCGAGUCUUCUUGGGAAUCAGUGUAGUGCUGGGAUUUGUGGGGUGGACAACUUACGCUUUUGUGUUGAUUGUCAAACUCCAUACAAGACUAAACAAGCCAGUUUGCCAGCUGGGCAAGCUGUCCUCCAGCGAUCACCUUCCUACAAUAUUCAUUGGGGCUGGUGUGGUGAUAACACUGUUUCUGCGGAUUCAGAGCUGUCCAUGGACAUAUUACAUUUAUUGUCUACUGCCAGUCCCAGUGUGGUACGCAGUAAUAAAGGAGUUUAGAAUUAUUCAAGACGUAAUGAAUUUAAUUUUAACUCAUCCUGCGAAAUCCAUGGGCUCUUUAAUACUUUUUAUUUUGGGCAUUGAAACAAUGAUUGCGAGCUUUUUCUACCGGCAAGUCCUCAUCUUUGGGCUGGUAUCUAUUGCCAUUUGGCCAGUGCAUUCAAAGCUGUUGCAUCAGAACAAGGCCAUGUCUUUAAGCUGGAUCUUUUUCAGCUUCAUCCUGGCUGUAUUUCCACUGAUGCCAGUUGUAGGCAGAAGUCACAAUAUUAGUCUUGUAACUGGAGCUGGAAUACUGGCUGUCAUCUGCAGCUUCAUCUUCCUCAAUUCUUUCAAGAUGGCAAAGGCAAAAUCAAUUGAAACUACAACAAUAGUGAACAGAAGCGUAUACACUACACAGAUCGCAGGUCUUGUUCUAUCAAUCUAUGUUGUGAACAUGACACACUCCAGUUUGGCAGAUAAACAUGGGCUCCCUUUAGCCAGUCAGAUCAUCAGUUGGACAACACUUGCAUCCUCCUUACUGAUUCCUUUGCUUAGCUCAACAUUACUCUUCCAACGACUGCUAAGCGUUAAUCUCUCGUUGAUGUCAACCUACCUGUUGCUCAGCACAGGAUAUGAGGCUUUAUUUCCUCUAGUGCUGGCCUGCUUGAUGUUUAUUUGGAUCAAUCUGGAGCAAGAGACAAUCCAGUUUCACAACACCUUUCCUGCCCCAAAGCAGUUAUCCCUGAUAGAUUUUGCUCAGAGAGUUGACGGAGCACUGAUUCGACACCUCGAGCUAGAUGACGUAAGACGAUCAUAUUUCUUUAUUUUCUUCAUUGUGACCGCUUUCUUUGGAACUGGAAAUAUAGCUUCUAUCAACAGUUUUGAUCCUGCAUCAGUCUACUGCUUCUUGACUGUUUUUAAUCCUUUCGUAAUGGGAGCAUUAAUGAUGUGGAAGAUACUAAUUCCUUUUGUUAUCGUAAUGUGUGCAUUCGAAAGUAUUCAAGUUUCAACUCAUUUGUCCUCAAACAGUUUAUUUCUCAUUGUGCUGGUCAUCUCCGACAUCAUGGCUUUGCAUUUCUUCUUCCUGGUUAAAGACUAUGGAAGCUGGCUGGACAUUGGAACAAGUAUCAGUCAUUACGUCAUUGUGAUGUCGAUGACCAUUUUUCUCAUGUUUCUAAGUCGCUUGGCUAAGACCCUGACUACCCAGAGAAUUGGACUUCACGAGAAAAUUAAGCAGCAUUUUAUGUAAUUAUUGAGUAAAGUGAUGAUUAAAAUGGAUUUGCAAUGG
Molecule: messenger RNA, 3052 nt
Organism: Rhincodon typus (whale shark)
Lineage: Eukaryota; Metazoa; Chordata; Chondrichthyes; Orectolobiformes; Rhincodontidae
Gene: pign
Product: phosphatidylinositol glycan anchor biosynthesis, class N
Exons: 29
Coding region: 203-3013 (936 amino acids)
Biological process (GO): GPI anchor biosynthetic process
Cellular component (GO): endoplasmic reticulum membrane
Molecular function (GO): mannose-ethanolamine phosphotransferase activity
Source: RefSeq, a predicted model, not a curated record